This is a messenger RNA of Aspergillus viridinutans, 1047 nucleotides long. RefSeq names its product cysteine-rich secreted protein. The transcript has 2 exons. Lineage: Eukaryota; Fungi; Ascomycota; Eurotiomycetes; Eurotiales; Aspergillaceae. The record is from RefSeq and is a predicted model, not a curated record. Bases 1 to 1047 code for a protein of 348 amino acids.
AUGAAGACCCUCGCUCUUACUCUGGUUACCCUGCUCCUGCAGGCUCCCCCCCUCCAGGCCAAAUUGUACCCCCGAAACGUCAUCACCUACGCGGUGAGCCCCGACGCACACAUCACCGGCGAGGAAAUCAAGUACAACGAUCCAGACUGCGACCCAGGCAUGCGCUGCGUCGUGACCAAGAGCUGCACUGCCCCCGGCACCGGCCCCACGCUCAGCGCGGACAAGAAGUACUUCGCCUGCUGCCUGGCCGGCCAGCGGCUGCUCGGUAGUCCCGAGACGGCGUUUGACUGCUGCGCCGACGGCCAUGAGCUGGCGGGCUCGCCGCAGGCGGGCUACCACUGCUGUCCGACGGGGUAUUCCUUUGACGGACAGCAGUGCAAGCAGGUAUGCAAGAACGGCAAGCUGCUCGUGAACGGGCAGUGUGUUUGUCCUGAGGGAACCGUCGAGGCGGAGGAUGGAUCCUGCCAGACCAGGAAAAAGCCGACGCAGCAGACUUGUUCGUCCGGGCUGGAGAGUGGGAAAUGCUACACCUUCACCAGCGAGAACGGCAACCGGCUCGGCCUCCGCAACGACGGGCACUACUACGCCGCGGCGGAGAGCAUCAACCAGCGCUAUGGCAAGUUCCAGCUCUGCAGCGAUGAGAGAUGCACGCCCGGUCACGCCAUCAACCCCUCCGACAAGACCUACAUCAAGGAUCUGUACGGGGACCUCAGGUCUGGCGCCAACGCGGGUCAGUGGCUCAACAAUAAGCAGAACGGGGGGCAUAUCGGGCGGACCUCGACGUUUGCCGAAGCGGGCCAGUUCGUGCUCAGCAAGUGGCCUUGUGGCAAGUACUGUCUUGGUGGAUUUACCGCCGGCAUUGGGCCUGCUUGUCCAUCGGAUAAACCGGCCAUGACCUUCUACUCGCAGGACCCGCAGAUGUGUGUGCCGUUUGAGCUGACCGAGGUGCCGUGUGAUAUCAAGGCGGAUGCGAAUAAUUGUAUUUGGAAGAAUGGGGAUCAGUGUUGCAACAAGGUUGACUGCACCUGGCGUCCUAUUCGCGAGUGA